Molecule: messenger RNA, 798 nt
Organism: Caenorhabditis briggsae
Lineage: Eukaryota; Metazoa; Nematoda; Chromadorea; Rhabditida; Rhabditidae
Gene: Cbr-grd-15
Product: Protein CBR-GRD-15
Exons: 4
Coding region: 1-798 (265 amino acids)
Source: RefSeq, a predicted model, not a curated record
AUGGCCGCGACGGCGUUCGCUGAAAAUAUUCUAGUGAUUUCCUCAAUUUUUCUGAUUUCCACUGUUUAUUUGGUGGUUUCCAUACCGGUUACACAUGUGGAUAGCGCUGGGGAGGAGAAGUACAGUGCCGCUCCAAACAACACCCCAAUCUCAAAAGUCUACAUUUUCGGUCGACCCAUUUAUAUCAGAGAGCCAUUUGUUAUUCCACAAAGAAACGUUUCGGAAAAUAUCGACUUCUCGAAACUAUUCGAUCAAUCCAAACUCCGUAAAAACCGUGCAUCCUAUACCGAGGAACAAGGCCGUCAAGGAAAUCAGCCAGAACAAGGUCGAUAUAAUACGAAUUCCUAUCAAAAUGGUUACAAACAACCGGCUGACGAGUACGCUGAUGAGUAUCCAUGGCCAGGCAAAUACCCCCUGAGACAGUGUUAUACAGAAACCAGUGGCUACAUGUGCUGCAACCUUCAUCUGGAGAAGGUAAUCCAUAACGCUACUCAAAAAAUGAAAGAAUCCAAAGCCUGUAAUCUCCAAAAAAUGGCCACAAUGCUUGCGGAUGUCACUGAAGACGUUUUUGGCACGGAUUUCGAAGCGGUCGCCGCCGUCGGCGAUUUCGCUUCAAAAAUCCAUUUCUAUUCGGACUACGUUUGUAAAAUGCAGAGAGAUGGGCGGACUAUUCUGGUCUAUGCGACGCCUAGCAGACAUAAUGGUACAGGAAAAUACUCUAAUGAUAGAAAUGGUAAUGGUGGUAAUGGUAAUGGUAAAAACGGUGGAAAUUAUCUUGUAACCCCUUAUACACUAUGA